AGAGAAGAGAGCGCUGCGCAGAAGAGAAAAGCAAACGCAAACGACCAACGCAUAGAAGAAAACAAGCAGCACGCCAGCCAGCCAGCUAGUCCGCCUGCCAGCCAAGAAUUCCACAGUUUACACACCUCAAUACACCACAACACACACUCCUGUAUCAUCAUCAGCUAACAUUCCAAGUAAAGGGUGCCAUGAGUUAAAAAUCAAGAUGCAAGUAGUCCAGGAUCUGCUGCUUGUUAUCGCUUUAAUCGGCGCUUGUUUGCUGCCGCUAACCGCCGCCUGCUCUUCGCGUGCCAUUGCCAAGCCGCGGCCAACAGCUGCUCCGAUCCUGCCGCCGCCGGAUAAUGUUGAACUGACCACAACAACACCCAGGCCGAAUGUCACCUUUCCGAUCUACGCCUGUCCGCCAACAUAUGCCGCCUGGUAUUGCCUGAACGAUGCCACCUGCUUCACAGUGGAAAUACACAAUGAGAUCCUGUAUAAUUGCGAAUGCGCUUUGGGUUUUAUGGGACCCAGGUGCGAGUACAAGGAGAUCGAUGGCUCUUACCUGCCCACGAGGAAUCGUGUAAUGCUGGAGAAGGCCAGCAUUGUGAGCGGAGCGACAUUGGCCCUUCUAUUUAUGGCCAUGUGCUGUGUGGUUCUGUACCUGCGGCAUGAGAAGCUGCAGAAGCAGAAGCUGCACGAUAGCACCACCACCACAACGACCACGGAUGGUGUCGGCGGAUGCCAGAACGAGGGAAUGGACGAGGUGGAUGGUUUGAAACCGUUGCGGCAAGUGCGACGUCCCUUUGGCCCCUGCCGCAUCCUAACGCUAGAGGAGGCCCACCAGCAUCAAGCGGUGGUCCAAUCCAAUCGCCCCAGCAGGCACUGCAACUAACUAAGAAACCACGCAAAAGCCUGGCAGUGCCACCUAACGAACAAUUUAUUGUUUUUUUUUUCUUUGAAUGUCUAACAUGUCCAACUGUUUUUACUUUUAACCUUUUAACGACACCAUUCUGAGAUGACGAAUGCCGUAGAUUUAAGAGUCCCACACUGACGUGCCUUUAUAAAACAAAUUAAAACUUUGGACCAAGAGUAUUAACGAACUAUUGCUCAGAGAGAGAGAAAACUAAAAAACGAAAACCUAGAAUUAAUGCAAUGCAAU
Messenger RNA from Drosophila serrata, 1141 nucleotides. It is a transcript of the gene Krn, whose product is annotated as Keren. The record is from RefSeq and is a predicted model, not a curated record. NCBI's taxonomy places the organism in Eukaryota, Metazoa, Arthropoda, Insecta, Diptera, Drosophilidae. Gene Ontology annotation, biological process: epidermal growth factor receptor signaling pathway. Gene Ontology annotation, molecular function: receptor ligand activity; epidermal growth factor receptor binding.